Molecule: messenger RNA, 231 nt
Organism: Nerophis lumbriciformis (worm pipefish)
Lineage: Eukaryota; Metazoa; Chordata; Actinopteri; Syngnathiformes; Syngnathidae
Source: RefSeq, a predicted model, not a curated record
AUGGCUCGCGGGCAGCAGAAGAUUCAGUCCCAGCAGAAAAACGCCAAGAAGGCCGCCGAGAAGAAGAAGGGGCAGGCGGCCGACCAGAAGACGGCGGCCAAGGUGGCACUAGUCCACACGUGUCCUGUUUGCAGGACGCAGAUGCCCGAUCCAAAGACUUUCAAGCAACACUUUGAGAGCAAACACCCCAAGUCUCCGAUGCCCCCCGAGUUGGCCGACGUUCAAGCUUAA